Nestor notabilis (Kea) is the source of this 2001-nucleotide messenger RNA. Its product is annotated as endothelin-converting enzyme 2-like. NCBI's taxonomy places the organism in Eukaryota, Metazoa, Chordata, Aves, Psittaciformes, Psittacidae. The record is from RefSeq and is a predicted model, not a curated record. Gene Ontology annotation, cellular component: plasma membrane. Gene Ontology annotation, biological process: protein processing. Gene Ontology annotation, molecular function: metalloendopeptidase activity.
GUGGGGUUUCGGAAGGGGCCGGGGCCGCUGCUGAGCCGCCUGGCCUCGCGCAGCCACCUGGAGCUGGUGCUCUGCAUCAUCGCCAUCUCCCUGGCCCCGCUAUUCAGCAUCGCUGUUGUUGCCCUGGCCAUCCAGUACCACAGAGAUCCCUCUCACAGCACAUGCCUGACGGAUGCCUGUGUCCGCGUGGCCAGCAAGAUCCUGGAAGCCCUGGAUGUGGAGACGGAUCCAUGCCAGGACUUCUAUCAGUACUCGUGCGGCGGCUGGAUCAAGAGGAACCCACUGCCCAACGGGCGCUCCAAGUGGAGCACCUUCAACAGCAUCUGGGACCAGAACCAGGCCAUCAUGAAGCAUCUCCUAGAGAACACCACCUUCAACUCCAGCAGCGAGGCAGAGCGGAAGACACAGCGGUACUACCUAUCCUGCCUCAAGGAGCAGAGGAUAGAGGAGCUGGGCUCCCAGCCCCUCGUGGAGCUCAUCGACAAGAUCGGGGGGUGGAACAUCACUGGCUCCUGGAACCAGACCAGCUUCAUGGAGGUACUCAAAAUGGUGUCAGGCACGUACCGGGCAACCCCGUUCUUCACGGUGUACGUGGGUCCGGACUCCAAGAGUUCCAACAGCAAUGUCAUCCAGGUGGACCAGUCGGGGCUUUUCCUCCCAUCCCGGGAUUACUACCUGAACAAGACUGCCAAUGAGAGGGUCCUGGCAGCAUACCUGGACUACAUGGUGGAGCUGGGCACACUGCUGGGGGGGGGCGCGGAGCCCACCCGCCUGCAGAUGCAGGACUUCGAAACGCAGCUGGCCUGGCCAACAGUCCCCCAGGCUGAGCGGCGGGAUGAUGAGAAGAUCUACCACAAGAUGAGCAUUGCAGAGCUGCAGGUCCUGGCCCCCACCAUCGACUGGCUGGAUUACCUGUCCUACGCUCUAGCCCCACUGGAGCUGGCGGACACGGAGCCUGUGGGGGUGGAUGGGGACACCUACAUCCAGCCGGUCUCGGACCUCAUCCACAGCACUGACAGGAGCAUCCUAAACAACUACCUGAUCUGGAACCUGGUGCAGAAGACAGCCUCCAGCCUGGACCAGCGCUUUGAGACAGCCCAGGAGAGGCUGCUGGAGACACUCUAUGGCACCAGGAAGUCCUGCACACCUCGCUGGCAAACCUGCAUCUCCAACACAGAUGACACACUGGGCUUCGCUCUGGGCUCCCUCUUUGUCAAAGCCACCUUCGACAGGGACAGCAAAGCCAUUGCUGAGGAAAUGAUCAGCGAGAUCCGGGCAGCCUUUGAAGUGUCCCUGGACCAGCUAGACUGGAUGGAUGAGGCAACCAGACAGGCUGCAAAGGAAAAGGCAGAUGCCAUCUACGACAUGAUCGGCUUCCCUGACUUCAUCCUAGACAACAAGGAGCUGGAUGAUGUCUAUGAUGGGUAUGAGGUCUCGGAGGACUCCUUCUUCCAGAACAUGCUCAACUUCUACAACUUCUCUGCCAAAGUGAUGGCCGACCAGCUCCGGAAACCCCCCAACCGCGACCAGUGGAGCAUGACCCCACAGACCGUCAAUGCCUACUACCUGCCCACCAAGAAUGGGAUCGUCUUCCCCGCUGGCAUACUGCAGGCUCCCUUCUACGCCCGCAACCACCCCAAAGCUCUUAAUUUUGGUGGCAUCGGUGUGGUGAUGGGACAUGAGCUGACCCAUGCCUUCGAUGACCAAGGACGGGAGUAUGACAAGGAGGGCAACCUGCGGCCAUGGUGGCAGAACUCUUCCCUGGAGGCCUUCAAGAACCGGACGGCGUGCAUAACAGAGCAGUACAGCCACUACACUGUCCACCGUGAGAAGGUCCAUGGCCGGCAGACACUGGCACGGGGCGAGAAUAUCGCUGACAACGGCGGGCUCAAGGCAGCCUACAACGCGUACAAAUCCUGGCUGCAGAAGAAUGGGGAGGAGAAGCGCUUGCCAGCCCUGGAGCUCACCAACCACCAGCUCUUCUUUGUGGGCUUCGCGCAG